AUGUCUAAUUCUUUAAUAAGCUCCGUAGUGAGCUAUCCUUCUUUGACCAAGCAACAUCCUUCUAAAUUGAAGGAUGUUUCAAUACCACGAAGCAAUCAGAGUUAUGAAAGAGCAUUAGAAAAGCAAAAUUCAGAUGAACGUAGCGAUAUCAGCUUGAGAUCUAGCAACAGUGGAUCCAUCGAGAGUGACCAAAUUAAUUCUUACCAUAUGAAACCCAAAUCAUCAAAAAUUACAUCGGUGUCAUCAGAGCACAUCAAAUUCUCAUCCUUAGGGAAAAAGAAAAGAAGAAGAAAGAAGUAUUAUGAGGUAGAACGUUUCUAUAUGUGCAAUUAUCCAAAUUGCAACAAGGCCUAUGGUACUUUGGGCCACCUUAACUGCCAUAUAUUAAGAAAAAAGCAUGGAAGGAAAAGACUUCCUUCGGAGUUUAAAGAACUAAGAAGAAGACUAGAAAUAAGACGAAUAAAUCAAGAGCAAGAACGAAUGCAAUCUCCAAUUGAUGGAAAUACAUACAUUGCGAAUCAACUGUAUAAUAGAUUGCCACCAUUUGAUCCAAGACCACAACUUCAGAUAGCCUUGCCACAAGCUCCCAUAUGUUCUUAUCAUCCUGGUCUUAUGCCACCCUCAGUCAGUUCAAACUAUAGGUGGAUUCCAACCGGUAUACCAACUCCGGCGUCCGAUAAUUACUGCUGUGCUCCAACCAGGUUCAAUCCAAUAGGACCCGUUGUUGGAUAUCCACCUCCGGUUUCUCCUACUAAUGUUGCACCUGCAACACAAAUAAUAACACCCCCAAAUUCUGUGGGAUGUCCACCUAAUACAAAUCUCAGGUAUAACAUGGGUUAUAAUUACCUUCCCGGAGCAUUGCCCCCAUCACCAACUCCAGCAUUCAGGCUAGUGUCCACACCUAAAUGUACACCUCGUUAUCCUCGAUUUUGGAGAGUUUGA
Molecule: messenger RNA, 942 nt
Organism: Brettanomyces bruxellensis
Lineage: Eukaryota; Fungi; Ascomycota; Pichiomycetes; Pichiales; Pichiaceae
Exons: 1
Coding region: 1-942 (313 amino acids)
Biological process (GO): regulation of DNA-templated transcription
Source: RefSeq, a predicted model, not a curated record